This is a messenger RNA of Spirodela intermedia, 1275 nucleotides long. Lineage: Eukaryota; Viridiplantae; Streptophyta; Magnoliopsida; Alismatales; Araceae. The record is from the annotation of a GenBank genome assembly.
AUGACGGCGGAAGCGGCGGCCAUCGCUUCUCGCGUCGGUCGCGAGACUGUGGGGCGCGCCGUGGACUCCCUCCUCAAGUGGCUCCGCGCUCAGACGGCGGUGCGCAAGCCGCAGCUCCUGGAGCACGAUGAGCCCCUCCGCCUUGUUCUCUCCCUCAGGAAGAUCCCUGGAAAGGGGCGCACCAAUCCAUACCUGAUCUCCCUGCCCCACCCGCUACACCAGCUAUCCGGUCCCGGCGCCGCGGAAGUGUGCCUCAUCACCGACGACCGCCCCUCCGCUCCCGCGACCCCUGCGGCGGCGGAGGAGAGGAUCCGCGAUGAAGGGAUCCCCGUCUCCGAGGUCAUCACUCUCUCUGGCCUCCGCGCGGAUUACAAGGCGUACGAGGCUCGGCGAAAGCUCUGCGGCUCCUAUGACAUCUUCGUCGCCGACCGCCGUAUUCUCCCGCUGCUCCCCAGGUUAAUCGGCAACCAGUUCUUUAAGAAGAAGAAGCAGCCUCUCCCCGUGGACCUCUCCAGGAAGGGAUGGCCGGAGCAACUCCGGCGGUGCCUGGCUUCGGCCACGCUGUAUAUCCGCACCGGCACCUGCUGUCAGCUGGAUGUCGGAAGGGCAUCUCAAGGCAGGGAGGAGAUCAUCGACAAUGUGAUUGCCGCCAUCGAGGGCUCUCUACCCUACAUUCCCCGUAAAUGGGACAAUAUCAGGUCGAUACACCUCAAGUUCGAUGAAUCAGUCGCUCUGCCCAUCUACCGCGCACUGCCUGAAAUGGGCUUCAAGAUUGAAACCUACCAGAAGCCAUUAGUCAAGGGUGCCGGGGAAGAGGAUUUUGCUAAGAAAGAUGGGAUGAAGAAGAAGAAGAAGAAGAGAGAAUCGGAGACUAAGGAAAUGGGGGGCGAGCAAGGACGUCGCAGGAAGGGCAGUAUUCACCAAGUGCGCUACAUGGACACCAGCCUCAGUGAUGCCGAGCUCGUGUCUGAGCAGGUCAACGACGAUGGGGAUAUUACCAGAGAAGCAGAUGAGGAAUCAGAUGGAGAGAAGAAGGUUUCAAAGAAGAGGAAGAAAGAGGCCAGAAUAGGGAAGCCUGAGGAAGUCCCUGAUGUCGAUGGGGUGAAGAAGAGGAAGAAUAAGGACAGGAAGUCAGAUGAAGGUCUACAAAGCGACCUGGAGAAAGAUGCUGAGGUCAAUGGAGGGAAGAAGAGGACAACCAAAGGCAAGAAAUUGGAUGUCGACUCCACAAAGGCCAAGACUAAGCUGAAGAGGAAGGUUAGACAAAACCUUUGA